AUCCUUCAGACUUGGUCCGAGAAGGUCCACGAGGAUAUCCUCAUCGCCUUCAAGGAAAACCUGAAGCUUGGUCCGGAUGAGUGGGCUAGAGUCAUGGCUCACCUGGGCCAGAUGGGAUACAAAUUCUCAGAGGGGGCUUUAAGCCUCUACACCAAGUGGGAUGGACCUGUCUACGAGGCUGUCCUCACGGCCUUCUCCAGUGUCCUGAAGCCUUCCUCGAAAGAGUACGGCCAGAUCAUGGGCCUUCUUCACGGCAUGGGCCACAAUAUCACGCAGGAGGCUUUGAGGUUCGCCGUCUACUUGGUCUUCUGCCCAAAUUCUUCUGUCUGA
Messenger RNA from Pseudomassariella vexata, 330 nucleotides. RefSeq lists its product as uncharacterized. The record is from RefSeq and is a predicted model, not a curated record. NCBI's taxonomy places the organism in Eukaryota, Fungi, Ascomycota, Sordariomycetes, Amphisphaeriales, Pseudomassariaceae. The annotation marks the transcript as partial. The transcript has 2 exons.